This is a messenger RNA of Penicillium lagena, 822 nucleotides long. RefSeq lists its product as uncharacterized. NCBI's taxonomy places the organism in Eukaryota, Fungi, Ascomycota, Eurotiomycetes, Eurotiales, Aspergillaceae. The coding region runs from base 1 to 822 and encodes 273 amino acids. The transcript has 2 exons. The record is from RefSeq and is a predicted model, not a curated record.
AUGCGCUCGAAACAGAUGCCUUUCGGGCCCUCGAUUUAUUCACCGCUAUCCUUUCAUAUCAUUCGCACCAUCGCCUUCGUGUCAUCCGCUGUCGCCGGUACCAUUCUGAGCGUGUUUAUCUACCACCUCCAUAAAGAUGGCUACAUGCUGCCAUACACCUUCCUGGUGCUCCUGGUCUCAGCCAUCCUCUCCCUCCUCACCAUCUUGCUCACCAGCCUAAUUCAAUGCACCUGCGGCCUCUCGACCCAACUAUCGACCACACUCAACACCCUCCUUCUACUCCUGUGGCUGACAUCAGUAGCUUUGAUGAGCUGGAGCAUGUCUGGUACUAUAUUGACGCAGUGCAAUACUUCCGACUGGGGCAAUGGCACCGGUAUUGCUGUCUGUCGCUCCUACAAGGCGCUGUAUGCAUUUACGGUAACAAGUAUGAUGGCGUGUAUUGCGUCACUGUGGAUUGAUAUCCGCGCGCAGGGGAUACAGCGCCGAUAUCGACGUGGUCAAUAUGGUGUUGUGAUGGGUAGCGAGUUUCGGUUGGGUGAGGAUCCUGUUGGUGGGGAUAUCAAGCUUGCGGAGCGAAACUAUGAGCCUGGGCCUGUACCGGUGUCUAUGCCUGCAGCGGCGACUUUUGAUGAAAUUCCUCCGCCAUCAACGUCCCAGACUGGUCAAAUAUACUCCGCCACGUUGGAACGGGACCACGCGCGUGAGGCGCAGGAAUACUAUGAGGCCGCGUCAGCGCGGAGUCGACACAGUGCGCCGCAGGGGAGGUUUGGUGCGGGCGCGGUUGGGCGUGGGCAUGGAUAUGGUCAUGCAUUUCCAGAAUGA